Sphaeroforma arctica JP610 is the source of this 960-nucleotide messenger RNA. RefSeq lists its product as hypothetical. NCBI's taxonomy places the organism in Eukaryota, Ichthyosporea, Ichthyophonida. The coding region runs from base 54 to 869 and encodes 271 amino acids. The record is from RefSeq and is a predicted model, not a curated record. The transcript is spliced from 3 exons.
UGCAUAUUUAUCAAGUACCAACCACCAAGUGUUCACAUUAUUCAUCAAGUAUCAUGAAGGACUAUAAGGGUGUUUUAAUCACCGGGGCCAGCAGUGGAAUUGGAGAGGCCAUGGCCAUCCAAUACGCACGCACGCACGGAGACAAGGUGUUUCUCGCCCUGACUGGCCGCAAUGUCAUACGAUUGCAAAAUGUCAGAGACACUUGUGUUAGUUACGGUGCCAAGGUGGAGAUUGGUAUAUUCGAUGUAUGCGAGACGGAAACGCUUCAAAAAUUUGUGCUCAGAAUGGUCAAUGACUACGAUGUUGACGUCAUUGUAGCCAACGCUGGUGUGUCAGAGGCCACGCUGAAGCGCACUACAUACGAAGAAUCAUGGAAAGACUUGUUCGAUGUUAAUGUAACCGGUGCUAUGAACACAGUCACUCCUGCUAUUCCUAUUUUCAAGAAAAGAGGUAGAGGGCAGCUCGUGGUCACAGCCAGUCUGGCGUCUUUCUAUCUCUAUACAGCUUAUGGUGCAUCCAAGGCUGCCGUCAAGCGUGCCUUCGAAGCACUGCGUGUGGAACUCGAGCCCCACGGCAUUGAGGUGAACUGCAUAUGCCCUGGGUUGGUAGACACCCGCAUGGCUGAUGCUAUCAUGGAUGGAGCGGUGAAGCAGACGACUCUCGCGAGUUUAGUGCCCACAGUCACGAGCUACGUUUUGACGACGAGUGCGCAGGCGUCUGAGAUUAUCAUCGAUGGUCUGGAACGGGAUGUAGAGUGCAUAUGCUUCCCACGACACCAGUACUACUUGGUGGCGCUGAUGAGUAGUCUGCCGGAACGGCUGCAGAAGCUGUCGUGGUCGCUGUUUGGCGUUAAUGAGAAGUUCGAGUAGGCGCGCGUGUGGGGCCCAAUAUAUUGUUACGGUACCACAUAGUCUAAUGUAAAUAUAUUAAAUUUAGUCAAGUCAGGAUGUGGAAGCGUGA